AAUACAAGAGCAACAAUGUGGCCGUUUAUUCCAUCCAAGGCAGGAGAGAUCACAUGGAGGAUCGAUUUGAAGUCCUUACUGAUCUGGUCAAUAAAAGUCAUCCUUCUAUUUUCGGGAUAUUUGAUGGACACGGAGGAGAGCUCAACAACGAAGAAUAGCAGAGAGGCCACCUGGAUAGGUGAGAUACUCUCUCAAGUGCACUGUCUCACCAAGCUGGAGGAGAUGAUCCACCUCCUCAUGUGAAGCCUCAUGGAGAGGCAGUAUGAAGUGUGCCAGGAUAUGAGGAUAUCUCUUCUGUUUACCCCUUCACUACAACAUCAGGACCAAGUGGAAACAAGGAGAUGAAGGAACAGGAAGGAAGGAAAAGAGAGGAGGAACUUGAUGAGGAUGAGCACAGUGCGUCAUUGCACCUGAUCACACAGCACCAUCUCAGAGACUGGCACUGCGGGGAUGAGAAAAGUAGGUUAGAGGGGCAUUCGACUGGUAGAGGUGCCAGGUCUGAGCAGGGCACUGUCUUUCAGAAGAGGCAUAGGAAUCUGAUGUGGGUACUCCCGAGGUUGAAGCAGUUGGAGGGAGAUGGUUUACACAUCAAUACUUCCCCCAGAAGACUCAAGUGAAAACUACAUUUGGGAUACUUUAAUGAGAAAGCUGAUACAGAUGAACAGUGAGGCGGUGGGAACAUUGUCAGGCUUACCUAUUCAAAUUUAGGAUACAACAGGAAGCUUGUCCUCACAGGGGAGAUUUAGGUACAUUCUUCCCAUCAUUUAUCUUGGUGUACUCAGUUAUUUCAGGGCUUUAAAAUAAACCUUUUGACUUCAGUUGAAGGAGUUUAGAUUUUACUAGCAUGAAGUACAUCUCCUUACCCAUUGCAUAGCAGCCUGCACAAUAUAUUGUGAUGUACAUUAUUGUCAGUUGCAUUGCCGUAAGUAUCUACCAUUGGCACUGAUCAGCUUGUCAGAGCAUGAAAGAUUUUGUUCCUUGUUAGCAUCUGCAGAUCGGAAUUGCGCCAAGUUUUUUUUGUUUCAUCUGGAGGUUGGAGUGAUUUAAACAGAAAACCAUUCACCAAGAUAAACAGAGAUGUUGUGCCAAGGCAUUUUAGUAGCAACAACAGGGAUUGUAAAUCAUUGUGGUAGUCCCACAAAGCAGCAAAUAUGGAAUAUUGUGUGUCUUUUGGAUUCUCACUCAUGCUUUUUGGUGUACUGUGAUCAUGUUGUUACGAGAAUACACAUAAAAUUAAGAUGUUUGCUGGCCUGGGCUAGCAUCAGUGGCAUCAGCAGUUGGUCUGCCACCUGCCCUCAGGGGAAGGAGAGAUAAGGAACAAUGGAGCAGCGUCUGGAGAUGUGUAAUGAAGGGACGUGGGAGAGAGAGAGAGCUGUCUGGAGCGGCUCCCCCCUUUGAACCCUGAACUGUUUGAAGUGAUGGACAGGCGAUACCCCAGCAGGGGGAUAAAAAGGGACCGGUUCGCUAAGGCAGACACACGCCACCCGAGGUAACGAGACCCUGGAAGCGGUGCGCCUCUCACGAGUGGGUGAGAAGUAUCAGACAACGACCAGGGUGGAAAGGUACGAUCAGCGGGAACCCGGUGUGUGUCCGCCCUUGCCUGGGUGCCGGGUUCACUGCAGAGGAUCGACCGCAUCUGGAGGAGGGGUCACAGUCGGUGACCUCAGGUGACAUCACCAAGGACCCGCCCAAAAAGCUGCUUGUGAGCCAUCCCGCCGGUCUGUGAGUGAAGCAGUGUUCUGAAUGAUCAGUUGUUCCUGCUCUAUCUCUCUCUUCCCCCACCUUGUCCAUCGCCAUGGCAACGAUUACUGCGAACUGAACUUUGAGUCACUUUGAAAUUUGGUCAUUUACCCCUAGAUAACGAUAGAGCUUGAUUGAUGCUGUUAUCUUAAUUCUGUGCACAUGUGUGGUUAACAUUGCUGAACUGUUGCAUUUAUUAUCCUUUCGAUUACUGUGUUGCUUGUUUCUUUAAUAAAACUUUCUUAGUUCUAGUAAUCCAGACUCCAACUGAGUGAUCCAUUUCUGCUGGUUUGGCAACCCAGUUACGGGGUACGUAACAUAAGUGGGGUUCUCGUCCGCGAUUUUGAACGCUAAAUUUGGGACGGAGUAAAUUGAUUGGGUUAAAAUUCCCGAAAGAAAGAAAAGACAAACAGCAGAAAUGGAGGUUGAGGAAUUUAUAAAGGCGCCGACCUUGGAGGCAUUAGAGGAUGCCAGGAAAUCGGAAUUGAUAGCUGUGGCAAAACGGUUGAAUCUUUCUAAGGUGAAGUCGACAAUGAGGAGAGAGGAGAUACACAGAGCUAUUGUAGAGCACUAUGUAUCUAAAGGUGUGUUUCCCCAAGGUGAGCUGGGGGUGGUGUCUAUUGAAAAACCUGCUGGAGACGCGGUACAGGUGCAGCUUGAAAAACUGAGACUCGAGCACGAGUUCCGGGUACGGCAGUUAGAACACGAAGAGAAGAAGAGAGAGUUAGAAAGGCAAGAGAGAGAAAGACAGUUAGAGAGAGAGGAGAAAGAGAGGCAAUGGGAGCGAGAAGAGAGAGGGAAACAGAGGGAAAGGGAAUUUGAGCUGGAAAAGUUAAGGAUAAGGGCCGAGCAGGGGCUCGUGCCGAACCAAGGUGGAGGGUUCCGGGCGACCCAGGAGGUUAGGCUGGUUCCCCCAUUUGACGAUACCGACGUGGAUCGGUACUUCCGCCAUUUCGAGAAAGUGGCUAUAAGUCAGGACUGGCCGAGGGAUAAGUGGGUUGUUUUACUUCAGAGUGUACUGAAAGGGAAGGCCCAAGAAGCUUACUCCGCUUUGUCCGCGGAAGAUGCCCAGAGGUAUGAGGUGGUGAAAGAGGCCAUCCUCAGGAUUUAUGAGUUGGUCCCGGAGGCAAACCGGCAGAGGUUCCGGAAUGCGAGGAAGCAGUGGGACCGCACGUAUUUGGAGUUUGCUCGUGAGAUGCAAACAUAUUGUGAGCGUUGGUGCGCCUCGAAAGGGGUAGAGGGGGAUUAUGACAGACUGCUGCAGCUGAUUCUGAUUGAGCAGUUUAAAGGUUGUGUCCCUGAGGGUAUGAGACCCUACCUCGAUGAGAAAGAGGCAGCCACGUUAGCCGCAACUGCUAAGUUAGCGGAUGAGUAUGCGUUGACGCAUAAAAUGAAGUUUGCCCCGAGUAAAGGCUACCAGAAGGGUAGUCAGGACGGAGGGGAGAGUCCGCCGGAAAAGUCAGAAAGUAAGCCGGGGACUAGUGAAAAGGAUCAGGUAGACCGGGAGCAGUCUGGUCGGAAGUCUCCUGGGGUCGUCUGUUAUAAUUGUGGGAAAGUCGGACACUUUGCGUCCAGGUGCUUUGCCCCAAAGAAGGAGACGGGAAAAGGAAAAGUGGAAAUUUUGAAUGGCUGUAUCAAGCUGUUAAGCGAACCGCUAGGGAAGGACAGGUCUGAAAAAGUCCAGGAAGGGCGCGAGAGGUUUAUCUCGGCCGGAUUGGUGUCAGUGAAGGAGGGGUUAAAACCAGUUCCAGUGCGGAUCUGGAGAGACACGGGAGCGUGUCAGUCACUAAUACUGAAGAGUUUAUUAGAGUUUAGCUCAGAGACCCAGACUGGGGAGGUAGAGGUCAAAGGUGUUGGGGAAGGGACAGAGUCAGUCCCUUUGCACCAGAUACACUUACAGAGCAACCUGGUCUCUGGACUAGUCACGAUCGGGGUGAGGUCCGAAUUACCGAUGAAAGACGUGGAAGUUUUGCUCGGUAAUGACAUCGCCGGGGGAAUCGUGUUCCCAGUCGUGAGAUUGACAGGUCAGCCUGCCAACAGUGAGGCCCCGCCCAUGGACUCACAGGUUUAUCAUAGGGCUGCGGUAGUGAAUUUAGCUGUGGUGGUAAAUUUGGCUGAAACGUUUCUGCCAACCUUGUAUGAGACAGGGUGUAGUGAGAUAAGAGGUAGUGAGGGAGCUGGGACGGACGUAGCAGUAGCCAGGAAAGAAUUUGUGCAGACGCAGGAGCGAGACGAGGGGCUGAUGGUUUUGGCAGAGACCGCUCUCUCUGACACAGCCUUGACAAGCUAUUGUGCGGAGGAGGAAGUGCUAAGGAAGAAAGGGAAAUCAAGUACAGUACCCGCAGAUGAGGAAUGGGGGGUGGUGCAAAAGAGUUAUGGGGAUGAGGUUUUUAACAUGGCCCACGAGGUACGCCCCGGUGGACAUUUUGCGGUGCUGGAGGAAACAGUUGGUGGAAUCAUGAAAGAGAGUUACGGCUGCCCAGGGGGAAAAAUGUUAUUGAUCAUGACCGACGCGAACUGAGACGGUCACCGGCUUUUGAUAUGCUAACAAACCUAGUCGGUGUUAGCGUGGAAAUCAAUGAAGCUAGGGGCCCCCUGAUAAGAGGAAAAAACCAUUUUGAAAAGAUUAGGAUGGGAUCGGUCAGAUGGGAGAAGGCUAUUGUUUUGGCCAGGUCUACUGAUAAGGUCUCUCCCUUAAUCCCCGAACAAAGCGAAUCUUUAGAAGGAGUAAUUAAACGACUCGCAGCCAUGUGUUUGAUUGUCCCGAGGAAAUGCAAAGAACUGGGACGUUGGGUGAUUGUGGUUACAAUAGGGCAGCCAAGUAAACAACACCCAUAUUUUUUGAGUAAUUCAGUGACUAAAGGGCUGAUGAACACAGAGGUGUGUAUUGGCAAGUUAAUACGGCUGUCUGAAGCCAGUUUGAUAGUGAACCUUGAAAAAAAUGAAUUCGGCCACACGAGGGUCACUUACCUGGGAAUUGUGGUGACACAGGAGCAGCUGGCAGCGAUGCAAGCUACAAUGCAGGCUAUCGCUGACCUCCCAACCCCGACAGACAAGAGGGCCCUCAGAAGACUCUUGGAGAUGGUGGGGUACUGCAGGAAGUUUUGCAAUAACUCUGUGGUCAAUACCCGUCCCCCUCCUACUAAGCCCUUGCGAGAGAAAAUUGAGUCGGAAUGGGACGACCCUUGUUGUUGUGGUCCGGGACAAAACCAAAUGAGAGGUUACAUUGGUCGCAAUUCAUCAGUGUUUUUGGCCACUAUGAAGUUUGCUGAGUUGGAGCCUGGUCUAAGGGAUUAUUAAUAACACGUGUAAAAGGAACAGAAAAUGUGAUGACUGUCUGUCAAGGUGUUGACAGCUUCAAACUCGCUGUGUUAGCCAAAUAGCUGAUAAAGAUAUAUAUUGUGUAUGUAUCAAAUAAUGUAGUCAUGUUUGUAAUUUUUACCUCCCGGUAAAAAUCCUUAAAGGGGGGAAGUGUUACGAGAAUACACAUAAAAUUAAGAUGUUUGCUGGCCUGGGCUAGCAUCAGUGGCAUCAGCAGUUGGUCUGCCACCUGCCCUCAGGGGAAGGAGAGAUAAGGAACAAUGGAGCAGCGUCUGGAGAUGUGUAAUGAAGGGACGUGGGAGAGAGAGAGAGCUGUCUGGAGCGGCUCCCCCCUUUGAACCCUGAACUGUUUGAAGUGAUGGACAGGCGAUACUCCAGCAGGGGGAUAAAAAGGGACAGGUUCGCUAAGACAGACACACGCCACCCGAGGUAACGAGACCCUGGAAGCGGUGCGCCUCUCACGAGUGGGUGAGAAGUAUCAGACAACGACCAGGGUGGAAAGGUACGAUCAGCGGGAACCCGGUGUGUGUCCGCCCUUGCCUGGGUGCCGGGUUCACUGCAGAGGAUCGACCGCAUCUGGAGGAGGGGUCACAGUCGGUGACCUCAGGUGACAUCACCAAGGACCCGCCCAAAAAGCUGCUUGUGAGCCAUCCCGCCGGUCUGUGAGUGAAGCCGUGUCUGAAUGAUCAGUUGUUCCUGCUCUAUCUCUCUCUUCCCCCACCUUGUCCAUCGCCAUGGCAACGAUUACUGCGAACUGAACUUUGAAUCACUUUGAAAUUUGGUCAUUUACCCCUAGACAACGAUAGAGCUUGAUUGAUGCUGUUAUCUUAAUUCUGUGCACAUGUGUGGUUAACAUUGCUGAACUGUUGCAUUUAUUAUCCUUUCGAUUACUGUGUUGCUUGUUUCUUUAAUAAAACUUUCUUAGUUCUAGUAAUCCAGACUCCAACUGAGUGAUCCAUUUCUGCUGGUUUGGCAACCCAGUUACGGGGUACGUAACAAUGUUUAUGGAAGGUACUUGUACAGGGUCACUUGUUUUGAUAGGGAGACUCACUGAGGCCCAUAAGAAUUAUUGUUCAAAAGUAAACCAGUUAUGAGAUAUUGCCUCCCUUCUUUGCUCAGCAGGAUGCUGAAGCUCAUGAUAUUGAAAAGGAAUCUCCUCCAGAGCUUUAUUUGUCCUGGUGCUCCUGUUGAUUUUCUAAUUGUGGUUUUUGAUGCUCAGUAUGUGGGGUUUCUGACUAGUGAAUCAGUUGUUCUCUCCGGUUGGCCAGGUUAUGCAGCCUGCACCACACCACAGGAAGACCCUCCAUCAGUUAGGCAAAUUCAGCCCUGGACUGCUGACAACACUGUAGUCUCAUUUUCAGCAUAAUAGUAGUAUUCUACACUACUACUCUUCUUCUUUUGAAUUGGCACUCAGCUAGAAUGGGAGGAGAACAAAGUGAUGUCGAUACCAACUGGAUAGAAUAACCUUUGUUCCCCCUUUAUUGGCAGUGUUGUUCAUUAAGAAGGCUGGCAAAAUGGAUUCCUUGAUAAUGAUUAAGUUGGGGAGCUGCCAGGAAAAGUGGAAGUGGUGUGUGAAUAUUCUUCUUUGAUACACAGCAACUUGCACAUCAGGAAGAAACCCUAUAAAACUAGAUUCUUCCAGGGAGCCUUCAUGAAACAUGAGUGUACUAGAUGGCUGCUUGCACCUUGGGAAAGACAACAAUCCUGGAAAAUCCCUGUGCACGAGAUGUUGCCUUCUAUUCUUCACAAAAACCAAAGGCCACAAAGUUGUUCCUCUAUGUAUACAAAGCCUGGAUGACUUCUCUCCUGCUCUGAUGGGUAAUAAACUGAGAGAUAUGCUAAAGCUCUCUAACAGCCACCAGACGCCUGGAAAUUGAAAGCAGUUGACCUCCACGGUAAGAGUGCGCCAUACCCAAAGGUCACCCUACUAAAUGUCGAAGAUCUCAUUUAUCACAUCUUGACAACCUGAGCUAAUAUUGCUCAUUUGAGAGGACCAGGCAUGAUCCCCUAUCUGUAAAGACCCUUUGGGAGCAAGGAUCUGAGGACAUCGGUAUAACUGUGACCUGUGUGCUGACUGUGACCCUCCCAGAUUUGCCUACAAUACUUGCAAAGCUUCCAGUAAUAAAAAUGUUGCUAGCAUUGAAGUAUCCAUCAACAAGUCGCUCAGCUGUUAAAGGUUGCAAGGAGCACACACUACUGGUUUGAGUACACUCUGAGGACUCUGGGAGAUGUUUCAAACGUCUACAAUCUAUUCUGGUAUCAUCUUACGAUGUGUUUCAAUGACAGGAGAAUAGUCCAUUAAUCUACAAAUAAAUUAAGAAUGCUGCAGGUUUUAAUCAUUAUUCUGAAGUGACAUUCUUCAAUGUCACUUCGAGGAACUUCCAAUGUAUGUCAGACCAGUUAUAAUUGUGCUGUGUAAUGAUUGACAUCACGAAGUUCACAAGUAAUGCUGGAAGAAUGUCAAGUGCAUUAACAGGGAUCAUGAAUGAAGGUGAAGGUGCAACUCAUUUUGCAAUGAGUAUAAUUUCAUCUAGAAAUUAUAAUUUACAUUCAGCAAACCCAAUUUCUGAAAGAAGCAUCACCAAAUAAUCUAAUUCCUUGGUUCAAGUCUCUGGAACCUUAGCUUAGGCUACGUAACAGAAUAUAUUGUGUCCAAAGUUGAUUGAAGUUUGGGCAAAAUGAAUUUAGAAAUUUAGAAAUUUACAUUGUAUAAAUCAAUUGUAUUUUUAAAGUUAUUUUCUUAUUUUCAAUGUGCUUUUAUUCUGAUGAUAAAGGCUUUAAAUCUGUUAGUUUCUAUAAUUUUGAAGUUUAUUUAAAAUUUAUGGUAAAUAUUUCUAUAACUUGUGACUUUAUUAUCAAAAGAGAGCACUGCGGCUUACUUAAAAAUCUUUCUCACAGAAAUAUUCAUUAGCACUCAAUGAGAAUCAGAAUCAGGUUUAAUGUCCCUGGAAGAGAGUGUGGAGGUAUUAAUAGAGAUCUUUCUAGAAUCACUAGAGUCUGGGAAGGUUCUGGAGGACUGGAAAAUUGCAAAUGUCACUCCACUGUCAGGUGUGCUCCCAGUGACGCUUCCCAGCCUGCACAUGCGGGCACCUCCCAGUCUGCACCCAGCUAAUACGAUUCAUCUACAGCUCGUUCCAGACGCAUCACCUGCAGCCUAUUUUACCCCAGCUGCAAUCCACAGUCCUUGUUCUGACUCAAUCUGUUGCUCCUAGCUUUUUACCCAGCUUAAAGUUUACCUUGCUGUCUGUUGUGUUUAGUUCCUGUUCUCUCUUGUUUUGUGGCCCCCUUGUGGUUUAUAGUUUUGUGGUCUAUUAUUAAAGUUAUUGUUCACUGCUCUGCUUCUCUGCUCUUGGGUCAAGUCUCCUCUACAUCUCCAGACAUCCACUCAAUAAGAAGGGAGAGAGGCAAAAGACGGGAAAUUAUGGUACAGUUCGGCUAAAUUCAGUGGUUGGCAAGAUGUUAGAGUCCAUCAGUAAGGAUGAGGUUUUGGGGAACUUGGAGGCACAUGACAAAAUAGUCUGAAGUCAGCAUGGUUUCCUUAAAGGGAAAUCCCACCUAACAAAUCUGUUGGAAUUCUUUGAGGAAAUAAUAGGCAGGCUAGACAAAAAAGAAUCAGUGGAUAUUGUUUUACUUGAAUUUUCAGAAGGCUCUUGACUAAGUACCACACAUAAGAUGCUAAUCAUGAUAAGAACCCAUGGUAUUACAGGCAAGAUACUAGCAUUGACAGAAGAUUGGCUGGCUGGCGGAAGGCAAAGAAUGGGAAUAAAGGAGGCGUUUUCUGGUUGGUUGUUGGUGAUUAGUGAUGUCCUUCAGGGGUCAGUGUUGGAUCUGCUACUUUUCGCACUAUAUGUUAAUGAUCUGGCAGAUAGAAUCAAUUGUUUUGUGGCCAAGUUUGCUGAUGAUAUAAAGGUGGGUGGAGAUAUACUUUCUGUUGUGGAAGCAGGGAGUCUGCAGAAUUUGGACAGAUUAGGAGAAUGGGUAAAGAAGUGGCAGAUGGAAUAUAGUGUAGGGAAGUGUAUGGUCAUGCACUUUGGUAGAAGGAAUAAAAGCGUAAACUAAAAUGGAGCAAAUUGAGAGAUUGGAAGCGCAAAAAGGACUUGGGAGUACCAGUGCAGGAUUCCUUAAAGGUUAACUUGCAGGUUGAGUUGGUGGUACGGAAGGCAAAAACAAUAAUAACAUUCAUCUCCAGAGGGCUAGAGUAUAAAAUAUGAACAUAAUGUUGAGGCUUUAUAAGACACUGGUCAGACUGCAUUUGGAGUAUUGUGAGCGGUUGUGGGCCCCAUUUCUAAGAAAGGAUGUGUGGAAUUGGAGAGAGUCCAGAGGAGGUUUACUACAAUGAUCCUGGGAAUGGAAGGGUUAGUGAAUGAGGAGCAUUUGAUGGCUCUGGCCCUGUACUUGCUAGAGUUUAGAAGAAUAAGGAGGGAUCUCAUUGAAUCCUGUGGAAUAUUGAAAGACCUAGAUAGGGUGGAUGUGCAGAGGAUGUUUCCAAUAUUGGGGAAGUCUAGAACCACAGGGAACCAUCUCAGAAUAGAAGUGUGAUCCUUUAGAAAACAGAUGAAGAGGAAUUUCUUUAGUCAUGGAGUGGUGGGUAAAAUCAUGGAGUUCAUUGUCACAGAUGGCUGUGGAGGUCAAAUCAUUGGGUAUAUUUAAUAGGUAUGGAUGUCAAAGGUUAUGCGGAGAAGGUAGAAGAAUGAGGUUGAGAGGAAAAUAAAUCGGUCAUGAUAGAAUUGCAGAUCAGACUCCAUAGUCUGAAUGGCCUAAUUCUGUUCUACAUCUUAUGCUCUUAUUGUGUUAUGUCGUGAAAUUUGUUUUGUGGCAGCAGUACUGUACAAUACAUAAAACAUACUUUAAAUUGAAAUAUUUAUGUACAAAACCAUAUCAAUUGUACAUAAUAUUAGCAUGUUUUAAAAUAUCAAGUAUACUCAAGUAGUGAAGACAUAAAAAUUAAGAUCAUGGCAAUACAGGUCUAUUACCAACAUCGAACAACAGGAAUUCUGCAGAUGCUGGAAAUUCAAGCAACACACAUCAAAGUUGCUGGUGA
This is a messenger RNA of Mobula hypostoma (lesser devil ray), 10102 nucleotides long. It is a transcript of the gene ppm1lb, whose product is annotated as protein phosphatase, Mg2+/Mn2+ dependent, 1Lb. Gene Ontology annotation, biological process: positive regulation of canonical Wnt signaling pathway; negative regulation of canonical NF-kappaB signal transduction; positive regulation of canonical NF-kappaB signal transduction. The record is from RefSeq and is a predicted model, not a curated record. Gene Ontology annotation, cellular component: cytosol; nucleus. Gene Ontology annotation, molecular function: nucleic acid binding; protein serine/threonine phosphatase activity; zinc ion binding. The transcript has 3 exons. Lineage: Eukaryota; Metazoa; Chordata; Chondrichthyes; Myliobatiformes; Myliobatidae. The coding region runs from base 2159 to 4261 and encodes 700 amino acids.